UUCAUUAAUUACCUCCAAAGCAACUCAGAUUUUAAUUACUCUUCCAGCAAUAUAUAUCUCCCAACAAAGAAAAAAGCAAAACAAUUUGACACAUGGAUUUUUCUUUUAAGACUUAUAAUCUCUUUUUGCUGGUAGUAUUUUUGUUGGUUUUAGUUGACACGCUAGCACUUGCAAAGCAUGCAGGCAUUAAUAGGCCACUACAAGUUUAAUAUUCAAAUGCAAAAUGUGACAAGAUUAUGUCAAACAAUGAGCAUUGUGACGGUGAAUGGCCUGUUUCCAGAGCCUAGAAUUAUUGCAAGAGAAGGAGAUAGACUUGUUAUUAAGGCAUGGAGUGAGACAACUAAGAAGUGGAUGGGCAGAUGGACCUGCUUAUAUUACACAAUGCCCAAUUCAGACAGGGCAAAGUUAUAUAUACAAGUUUACUAUUAAUGGUCAAAGAGGAACUUUAUUUUGGCAUGCUCACGUUUCAUGGCUAAGAGUAACACUCUAUGGACCUAUUGUUAUUCUUCCAGAGAAAGGUGUUGCUUACCCUUUUCCACAAUCCUUCAAGGAAGUCC
This is a messenger RNA of Capsicum annuum, 557 nucleotides long. RefSeq names its product putative laccase-5. Bases 178 to 429 code for a protein of 83 amino acids. The transcript has 3 exons. NCBI's taxonomy places the organism in Eukaryota, Viridiplantae, Streptophyta, Magnoliopsida, Solanales, Solanaceae. Gene Ontology annotation, molecular function: copper ion binding. The record is from RefSeq and is a predicted model, not a curated record.